Cicer arietinum (chickpea) is the source of this 2428-nucleotide messenger RNA. RefSeq names its product probable 1-acyl-sn-glycerol-3-phosphate acyltransferase 4. NCBI's taxonomy places the organism in Eukaryota, Viridiplantae, Streptophyta, Magnoliopsida, Fabales, Fabaceae. Gene Ontology annotation, molecular function: acyltransferase activity. The record is from RefSeq and is a predicted model, not a curated record. Gene Ontology annotation, cellular component: endomembrane system.
UUAUUUUUUAUUUUUAUUUUCUUUCUACUCUUUAAAUCGAUACAACUCGUUAUUAUAUAUUUGUCAACUUUCGACUUUAAUUUUUCAUGCGUUCAUUAUUUCCACCCAAUUCUAUAUGUUUUGUUGGAAGAUUUUAAACCUUGCUUAGUGUUUUGUGAAUUGAAUUCAACAAGAGGAUUGGAAUUUUAGGAAUUAGCGAAUUAGAGUUUUAGGAUUUUUGAAUUCAAUUGAUAUUUAUUUUGUGAUUUACUUUCCCAAUCAUGAAUUUAGAUUUUAGAUUUUAGAUUCCAAACGUGCUUAUUCACGGAUAAUUAGUUUUCCUUUUUAGAUGGGAAAAUGCGUUGUUAAAUAGAUUGGUACAAAAAUCUUGUCAAAUAGUGGCUAUAGCGGCGUUAUUGCUCUAUGGUGUACCAGAAUUUGAACAAACUGCUGUAUUUUGUGAUCUGCAAUUGACAACACUGAUGGAAACUCGGGGAAAAUUUGAGUGUUCAUUUGUUGUGUUAAGAUGAGGUUUGAUUUUCUCAUCCAUGGUUGAACAUUGAGGUGUAAUACACAAUUACACAUGAUGGAACUUAGAAGGAUUGUUUUGAAGAUUUUAUUUGGUGGGUUAGUGUGCACACACUAACAAGUAAAACGUGAACCUUUUUUAGAAUCCCCUGUUAUUUUAGAAGUGUUAGCAUUGAUACGGGUCUCUUAAUUUUAUUUUAUUUUCGAUCACUUAUGUAUAUUUUGCCAUUUUCUGUUUAUGAUGGUCUUACAUUGUACUGCAUUUUGCAUUGUUUCAAUGGACUUGCCAUUUAAUUCAAUCAAUUACUGCAUUUUUAUUUUCCUGGAAAACUUCUGGAUUUGAAUCAUAUGCAGUCACGUAUCAUGCGGUUGUGGAUCUCAUCCAUUUGAUGGAGAUCAGAUGGUUUGUAUUCCUAGUAAAGACGAUUUAGUGAAGUAAGAAUACAAGCCAUCUAAUCAUCAUCCCGCGGUCAAGAUCCCUCGACGUGUAAGGGUGGUUUUCCUACAAUUCAUUGAAGAAGAUGGAAGUUAGCAGGCCUCUCAAAUCCAAUAGUAGAUUAAAGCACCACCAUUUGACCCCUCUUAGGUUUUUAAGGGGCGUGAUAUGUUUGGUGGUGUUUCUUUCUACAGCUUUCAUGUGUUUAGUAUAUCUUUCGCCGCUUGCAGUUGUAGGAUUGCGGCUUUUCAGCGUUCGUUUUAGUAGGAAGGCGGUAUCAUUCUUCUUUGGACUUUGGUUAGCUAUGUGGCCCUUUCUAUUCGAAAAGAUUAACAAAACUAAAGUUGUCUUUUCCGGGGAUAGUAUUCCGAUGAGGGAACGCGUGUUACUUAUUGCCAAUCACAGAACUGAGGUUGAUUGGAUGUACUUGUGGGAUCUCGCUCUUCGAAAGGGAAGACUAGGGUGUAUAAAAUACAUCCUUAAGAGCAGCUUAAUGAAAUUACCUAUUUUUGGUUGGGGAUUUCACAUCCUGGAAUUCAUUGCAGUGGAGAGGAAGUGGGAGAUAGAUGAACAAAUAUUGCAACAAAAUCUUUCAACAUUUCAGGAUCCGGAUGAUCCUUUAUGGCUAUCUAUUUUUCCCGAAGGAACCGAUUAUACUGAACAGAAGUGUAAAAGUAGUCAAAAGUUUGCUGCUGAAGUUGGGCUUCCUGUGCUGACAAAUGUAUUGCUUCCAAAAACAAAGGGGUUUCACACUUGCUUGGAAGCUCUAAGAAGCUCAUUGGAUGCAGUAUACGACGUGACAAUUGCAUACAAGAAUCAAUGUCCUUCCUUUCUAGACAAUGUUUUUGGUCUCAAUCCUUCGGAAGUACACAUGCAUGUUCGGCGUAUUCCUGUAGAUGAGAUUCCAGUUUCUGAAACUAAAGCUGCUUCUUGGCUAAUGGAUAAAUUCCAAACCAAGGACCAAUUGCUCUCUGAUUUCAAGGUUCAAGGCCAUUUCCCUAACCAACUAAAUGAAGAGGAAAUCUCUACAUUCAAAUGCCUAAUCACUUUUACCUUGAUAAUUUCUUUUACUGCCAUGUUUGCUUAUUUUACCUUUUUUUCUCACAUUGGGUUCAAGUUGUAUGUAGGCAUAGCUUGUGCAUAUCUUUCUAUUGCGACGCGCUUCAAAAUUCAAUUGAUGCCUUUGACAAAUUAUGUCCAUGCAUUCUAUAACAGCAAGAAACAAAAGAAUGGAUAGAUAAUAGUGUUCUCAAUUUUAAAUGUACAAUUUUGGUCUUGAACUUGAUAUUGAAGUGUACAUUAUGUGUUUAAUUUGAUUCUUUUCAUGUGUUUAAUUUAAUUUGAUUCUUUAAAUGUACAAGGAAAUCAAAGGUACAAUUUUAUAACUGGUGUUUUGAUGGAAAUUGGUAUUUGAUAGAAUUAUUUCACAAAGCCAUAUUUUUAUCAGAGACUGGUGACAUAACAAAUGGGACCAAAUUGUAUGAA